Molecule: messenger RNA, 1564 nt
Organism: Spizellomyces punctatus DAOM BR117
Lineage: Eukaryota; Fungi; Chytridiomycota; Chytridiomycetes; Spizellomycetales; Spizellomycetaceae
Product: dolichyl-diphosphooligosaccharide-protein glycotransferase
Exons: 6
Coding region: 169-1491 (440 amino acids)
Cellular component (GO): endoplasmic reticulum membrane; oligosaccharyltransferase complex
Source: RefSeq, a predicted model, not a curated record
CGAAAGUUGAGGUGGACGAAAAGGAUUGGAAUCGUCUGAACUUUGGAAGACGGCAAAGCACAACAACCAAAAAUUCCCAAUAAAACUGUGCCGCAGGAACAGGUCCCAGUGGUUACUAUCCCGCGCCCCCGCGUCCAAGAUCACCAUUCAUCGGCCAGCAGAAUAAAGAUGCGGGCACUCUUCUGCUACCUUACAGCACUGGUAGCACUAGUAGCUGGAUCAGGAGCAUGGGGAAAGCCAGUGGGAGGUGCGCGAACCUUGGUAGUCUUGGAAAAACUUGAGGACAAGACUGAGUAUGGGACUUUUUUGAAGAGCUUGGAGGAGAGGGGUCACAACUUGAGCUUCAAGACUGCGUCUGAAGAUGAUUUCGGGCUGGUAGCGUACGAGGAGAGGAAAUUUGAUCACUUCCUUGUUCUUGCACCUGCUAUUGCAACGUUUGGAGGCCAGCAGGGAGUUGGAAACGUGCUUGAUUUUAUCGACAAAGGGGGAAACGUCCUUGUUGCAACGUCUUCAGACAUAUCGGAUGCCAUCCGAGACUUGACAUACGAGUUCUCCGCCGAUUUUGAUGAAGCGGGAUCAGCGGUCAUUGACCACUUUCAUGCCGUCAAUGACGAUCACACACUCAUCGCAGCGUCAGAUUUCAUCGGGAACGACGUUGCAGUGCCACCUGCUGUAAAGCAGGGACCACCAGUCUUGUUCCGAGGCGUUGCGCAUCGACUGACGGGAAAGAAUCCUCUUGCGGAACCUCUCUUGAUCGGUGCACCUACCGCUUAUUCGUACGAAGCAAAUGAUCAAAAUCCAGUCGAAGUAAACUUGAUUGUUGGAAAGGAAGUUGUACUCGUGUCAUCGUUGCAGGCCAGAAAUAACGCUAGGGUCGUGUUUGCGGGAAGUGUAGAUAUGUUUUCUGACAAACUGAUUGAUGCUCCAGUGAAAUCCGGCGACAAACAGCAUCAGAAAUCUGGCAAUCUGCCGUUUAUUACUGCGUUGAGCAAAUGGGUUUUCCAGGAAAGUGGUGUUCUGAACGUCAACAGUAAGAAGCACCAUCGUGAAAACGAAACCGCCCAACAUGGCAUCUACCGCAUCAAGGAUGACAUGGUUUUCGAAAUUAGUAUUUCCGAAUGGCGGGACGAUAAAUGGCAUCCGUUUACUCCUACGGACAUGCAAUUUGAAGCUGUAAUGCUGGAUCCCUACAUUCGGACAAACUUGGUCCCACAACAAUCGGGAACACUUACAGCGCAUUUCAAGCUCCCCGAUCACUAUGGCGUUUUUACUUUCAAAGUGGACUAUAAGCGUCAUGGGUACUCGUUCAUUCACGAGGCGGAGACGGUGCAGAUCCGGCCUUUUAGACAUGAUCAGUAUCCGCGAUUUUUGAGUCCGGCGUGGCCGUAUUACGUGAAUGUAUUUAGUUUGAUGGUGGCGUUUGUUCUAUUCUCUGGGGUCUUCUUGUGGAAUAGGGAUGUUGGGAGUAAGGUGAAAGUAAAGACAACCUAAGGCAUGCGUGAUGGCGGGUUGCUGUGGGAAUUAUCCGUUGUGAAUAGAUGUUUGUCGCCUUUGGAUACAGCAA